Molecule: messenger RNA, 1065 nt
Organism: Merops nubicus (carmine bee-eater)
Lineage: Eukaryota; Metazoa; Chordata; Aves; Coraciiformes; Meropidae
Gene: CCN6
Product: WNT1 inducible signaling pathway protein 3
Exons: 5
Coding region: 1-1065 (354 amino acids)
Biological process (GO): cell adhesion; signal transduction
Cellular component (GO): extracellular matrix; extracellular region
Molecular function (GO): integrin binding; heparin binding
Source: RefSeq, a predicted model, not a curated record
AUGCGGUGGCUCCUUUUUCCCACCAUCUUCAUCAUCCCUUGUACGCAACAGUUCUUCCACAGCCCACCAGUGAAGCCUGGAGAAAAACCUUCAGAAACCGGUGAAGUCCGCCCUCGCAAGGAGGUUUGUCACUGGCCAUGUAGAUGCCCACCUGUCCCAACCUGCACCCCCGGGGUAAGCUUGGUGAAGGAUGGUUGUGACUGCUGUAAGGUCUGUGCCAAGCAGUCGGGUGAGACCUGCAAUGAAGCAGAUGUCUGUGACCCCCACAAAGGCCUCUACUGCAACUACUCGGAAGAUGAGCCUAGGUAUGAAACAGGCGUGUGUGCAUAUCUGGUAGCUGUAGGAUGUGAGCUCAAUGGAGUUUAUUACCUUAACGGGCAGACCUUCCAACCUAACCCGCUGUACAAGUGCCUGUGUGUCAGCGGGGCCAUCGGAUGUACACCUGUGUUCACCCCGAGAUUAGCAGCAAGUCCCUGCGCCAGGGUCACAGGCAGAAAGAAGCCCGGACAACCCAGCUGUGGCCCAGGACAGCACAAGCAGCUUCAAUCAACAAACUACAGAGUGCUGUCAGGUGUGCCUGGCUACACGCCUUACAGGAGCUUACCACUCGUUUUGAAGAACAAGUGCCUAGUGCAGGCGACCCCCUGGACACCGUGUUCCAGGACCUGUGGCAUGGGCAUAUCCAGCAGAGUCACCAACGAAAACAGAAAAUGUGAAAUGAAGAAAGAAAAGAGGUUAUGCUUCAUCCAGCCUUGCCUGACCAAUGUACUGAAGACAGUAAAGAUUCCAAAAGGAAAAACAUGUCAACCUACAUUCCAGCUUCCUACAGCAGAGAAACUAUUUUUUUCUGGAUGUUCCACUACCCAAAGCUACAAGCUAACUUUCUGUGGGGUGUGCUUGGACAAGAGGUGCUGCAUACCUAAUAAGUCCAAAAUGAUCACUGUACAGUUUGAAUGUCCCAAUGAAGGCUUCUUUAAGUGGAAGAUGAUGUGGAUAACAUCCUGCGUAUGUCAAAGGAUUUGCAAUACUCCAGGAGAUAUAUUUUCUGAACUCAAGGUUUUAUGA